AUUAAACUUACGUGGAAUAAAUGAUAAAAUCCACAAAAACCCAGUGUGAACAUCAGGAAAAUCCAAAAAACCGUAUUGACAAUAUAAUUAACAUCAACAUCCUUAAGGAAUAGUUCCAAUCUUGAAUUUGCCAGUAUCGUUUUUGGUGAAUCAAAAUAAAAUAUUUUUGAAAUUUCGGGGCAAUGGAUUCACCAAAGAUGGUUUUUAUUGAUAAUACACCAAAAGAUCCAGUUGAGAUGUUUUCAAAUAUAUUAAAAGCUUACAAAACAGCAAAGCCUGAGGAACUAUUUAUUCCUAUGAGUAUUUCUACAAUUGAUGAUGAAUUUGGAACUUUAAACCGUACUAUUGUGUAUCGGGGGCUUGUAGACGGCGAUGUAAUUUUCGUUUCUGAAAGAAACAGUGUCAAAUAUGCAAAUUUAAUAAAAGAUCCAAGAAUUGCAGCUUGCUUUCUCCUUUGUAUGAAAGAUCAAAAUGGAAUCGAUGUAGUUUGGCAGAUCCGUAUCAUGGGAAAAGCUGUAGAGCUACCAGAAAAUCAAAUAGCAAAUCUUUAUACCGAAGAACCAGUUUAUGCUAAAAUCCGUAAUCGAAUUAAUGUAUCUGGUAAGCCAGUAAAUUUUGCUGAACAAAAGGCUGCUUUCGAUAAACUUUUAAAGCAAUAUGAAGACGGACAAGAUUCACUACCUCAAACAAACUCAUAUACUGCCUUCAAAAUUGUACCAACUGUGUGGGACUUUUAUAAAUCUGAGCCAAAUAGUAUUGCUGAUAGAGUACAAUAUCGGAAAGGAAAAUCAAAUGACGAAAAAUGGUCUGUUAUGCAUGUUGCCAGUUAAUACAAAUUUGUAAAGUUAAAUUUAAAUUUAAGAAAAACAUUUGGAUAUAAAAAUAAAAAAUAAACUAAUUAUUAAAACAA
Messenger RNA from Eupeodes corollae, 910 nucleotides. RefSeq lists its product as uncharacterized. The coding region runs from base 183 to 830 and encodes 215 amino acids. Gene Ontology annotation, molecular function: FMN binding; pyridoxamine phosphate oxidase activity. The record is from RefSeq and is a predicted model, not a curated record. The transcript has 6 exons. Gene Ontology annotation, biological process: pyridoxal 5'-phosphate biosynthetic process; pyridoxine biosynthetic process. NCBI's taxonomy places the organism in Eukaryota, Metazoa, Arthropoda, Insecta, Diptera, Syrphidae.